GGAAACGAGGCACAUGCAUAUACGCCGCCAUUGUUCCUUGGAGGGAAGUGCUCUUUGAUAAAUAAUUCUUCAGAUUUAGUGUUUACAACAAAUUAUCAGAAAUAGUGGUGUGGUUUUUAAGAAACCUUACAUUUUAAAGACAAUAUAGACUUAUUUUUAAAUUCGAACACAAACGUGGAAACUUGUUUUGUGGAAUGUCUGCGAGUCUUGAUCAGAGAGGAAAAGGACAGCCAAAUCAAGUGGCAAAUGGACAAGCUAAAGAAACUGUGAAAGACGAGGAAUUUGAACCUUAUCUUCAACAACCACCCCAACAUCAGGGAUACAGUGCAGGACCAAUGUCGAGCCCAGACCCAUUCAUGCCUAGUUACUAUAAUCCAACCAUGUCAUUUCCGUAUCUUGGACAAGGACUAGGUGAAGGUGCUUGGUCAAACGGUGGCGAUGCUACAAUGCUUUCAUUUGGUAGUUAUGACUAUAAUGGAAUGUUCAGUGGUUUCGGAUACCCUCAAUUUGGAUGGACUGAAUAUUCAGGAAGUGAUUACUGGAGCAAUGGAGGACAGGGUAGAAAAGACACUCGUUAUCCUAAUCCAGAGGACUAUUACAGACAAGAGCAAAUGAUACCCGCUGAUCCAUACGCACAAAUGAAUGGAGAAUUUGAACGUGAUCCGUCUAUGAACAGUGUGGAACAGGGACUUAAAGGAAUGACAAUUGCAGGGGAUAAAGGAAUGGACAAUGGAUAUAUGGAUGCUGGACAGUUAGGUGGGGACGCUAGUAACGUUGCACCUCCCGUGGGACCUGUCUCUACCGGGCAGCAGGCUCCUAAGAAGACUUCUUGGGCUGCAAUUGCAAGUCAGCCAGCUCGUCCCCAGCCUAAGAUUCAACCAGGUUCUAUUCCCCGAGCUCCAAUGAAUCCGAAAAAGCAAAAUAUGGACAUUGGAACUUGGGAUACAAGGAACAAUGUGGCCGGAAAGCAAGGAAAUCAACACGGAGGACGAUCUUGGAGUGCACCUCGUAGUAGGUCAAUGAAUUCUAAUUAUUCAGGAAACACUAAUCAAUCGAACAGUGCUUCUAGUAGCUCUGGACAGGCGAAUGUUUCAAGUGCAACAUCUGCACUUCCACCCAAUCCUGUUUUGGACAAGCUCAAGUCGGCUAAUCAAUAUAAUCCAAAGGAUUUCAAUUUGAAUCCAAAAGGGGCAAGAUUUUUCAUUAUCAAGAGCUACUCGGAGGACGAUAUCCACCGUUCAAUUAAGUAUAGUGUAUGGUGUAGCACUGAACAGGGAAACAAACGUUUGGACGCGGCAUACAAGGAACGUGAAGGAAAAGGACCAAUAUUUCUUUUCUAUAGUGUCAACGGAAGUGGACAUUUCUGUGGAAUGGCCCAAAUGAUGACAAAUGUGGAAUUCAAUACAGAUGUGGGUGUAUGGGCACAGGAUAAGUGGAAGGGACAGUUUGAGGUGAAAUGGAUCUAUGUGAAGGACGUUCCAAACGGUCACCUCAGACACAUAAGACUGGAGAAUAAUGAAAACAAGCCUGUUACAAACUCCAGGGAUACGCAAGAAGUGCCGCUGGAAAAGGGAAAGCAAGUACUGAAAAUACUUCACAAUUAUAGGCAUAGCACUUCGAUUUUUGAUGACUUCAGUCACUAUGAGAAACGGCAAGAGGAGGAAGGCACAGAAUUUAAAAAAAAUGGUGCUGAAUAAAGCCCAUUGUUGACACUGGGUAAUUUGAAGAUAUUUGGAUUAUCCAGCAAGCAUUUUGAUAAAACUUUUAAAUCUUCAGAAUAUAUAAUCUAUAAUGAAAUGUUAGCUUAGACAAUAAUUUCAAACUUCAUAAUUAUUUCAUUUCCGCUCAACAUGAUCUUAUCAACUAAGGAAAUAAUGCAUCGUGAUUUUAUGUUCAUUAUGAAUUUCAUUUUACAAAUUUUACUGGUCGCAGUGAACGACUGUAAACCCUUCCAGCAAAAGAAUCGACCAUUGUGCUUCUUCUUGCGUUUUGAAUGUGUUCUUGUACAAUAUUUUCAAAUCGACAAAACAAUUUCCUUCCAAUUCAAGAAAGAAGGAAAAUUCAAAAUGUGUUGUACUUUCAUUUUCUGAAAGACGGGAGUAGUAUACGAGGACAAUGAUGGCAUUUAUUGAUUCAUUGUGGAUUGUGAAACAGACAGUGCAUUACACCUCAGGGAAAAUGUAUGAAAAACUGACGUAAUGUCCCAAUAGACACACAACCUGCGUGUGAUUCAUUAUUGAAAAUGAGAUGACAUCCAACUUCAAAGAUAAAACUUCUGUGUUAUGUAUCAGUAUUUAGACAAUUCAAGAAAACUGUGUUUUGAAGAUUAUUCUCAUUUCAGAGGGGAAAAGAUAUUUUUACGUAUCCAUGGAGACACGAACAAUAUAAACAGUCUCGGGUAGACAGAUUAUAAAACAGUUUUUCCCCAAACAUCGUCAUUAGUGCAAUGGAGUUUUUAUACAAGAAAAUAAUGUGCAGCUUUAAUUAUGAAACAAUUGAAAGACAAAUCAAAGCUAGGACCAAAUUACUAACAUUUCGCUGAGUUCGGUAGUGUACUGAGAUAUAAUGAAACAAUUUUACAUGUACAUGUUUUGUGCAUGGGUUUGUGAGAAUUAGUGCAGUGGUGAGGACAUUAAAUGGGGGGUUUCACCAACAACAAAUCUGUGAUUUUUUUUAAACACAAAUUAAACAGUAGCAGUUUGUUUCUGUUAAAAGUCAAAAUAAAAUACUUACAAAACAUGAGAAA
This is a messenger RNA of Mytilus californianus (California mussel), 2746 nucleotides long. RefSeq names its product YTH domain-containing family protein 2-like. The record is from RefSeq and is a predicted model, not a curated record. Gene Ontology annotation, biological process: mRNA destabilization. Gene Ontology annotation, cellular component: cytoplasm. Gene Ontology annotation, molecular function: mRNA binding; N6-methyladenosine-containing RNA reader activity. NCBI's taxonomy places the organism in Eukaryota, Metazoa, Mollusca, Bivalvia, Mytilida, Mytilidae. Bases 195 to 1697 code for a protein of 500 amino acids. The transcript has 5 exons.